AUGGCCGACCACCACGACGAGCUCCAGCCCGAGGCGACCGCGGGGUUCAAGGUUGCCGAGUCCAAGACCAUUGACGAGUACCACAAGCUAGACCAGAACGACGAGUCCCUUAAGAAGUGGAAAGAGUCACUUGGCAUCGGAUCCGGCAACUCCAUCUCCAACCCCAACGACCCCCGCAAAUGCAUUAUCCUUUCCCUCGGUCUGGAAGUCGAAGGCCGCCCAGACAUAAUCAUCGACCUGAAAGCCCCCGGUGCCAUCGAGGCACUCAAGGAUAAGCCUUUCUCUAUCAAGGAGGGCGCCGACUUUCGGAUGAAGGCUACCUUCCAGGUGCAGCACCAGAUCCUCUCGGGCAUGAAAUAUCUCCAGGUCGUCAAGCGGAAGGGCAUAACGGUCAAUAAGCUGCAGGAGAUGAUUGGUUCUUUCAGCCCGAACACUGAGGACAAGCCAAUUUGGGAGAAGAAGUUCGAGACAGAGAGUGCUCCCAGCGGCAUGCUUGCCCGUGGCCACUACACCGCCAUGUCCAAGUUCGUCGACGACGACAACGAGACGCAUCUGAAGUUUGAGUGGGCCUUUGACAUCAAGAAAGACUGGUAGGGCCCUGUGAUUGAUGGUCUGCGGCACUUUGGGCCGAUCCAGAAGAGCGAAUGUGGACGUGACUAUGAGAGAUGAGCUGAUAUUCAUGUGGGAGGUUUGAGGGUCAAUACCGGUGUUCUGGUUGAGGGGUUUACUUCAUAAAACGGCUGUUGGUUACGGCACAGGUUGGACUAUAUGGUGGCGAGUAGAGGCAGAGCGAGAUUCGAAUCAAUGGGCUUUACACGGCAUUUGAAUGAAUUCCAGAUAC
Messenger RNA from Mytilinidion resinicola, 841 nucleotides. Its product is annotated as E set domain-containing protein. The transcript has 4 exons. The record is from RefSeq and is a predicted model, not a curated record. Gene Ontology annotation, molecular function: protein binding; Rho GDP-dissociation inhibitor activity. Bases 1 to 594 code for a protein of 197 amino acids. Gene Ontology annotation, cellular component: cytosol; membrane; cytoplasm. Lineage: Eukaryota; Fungi; Ascomycota; Dothideomycetes; Mytilinidiales; Mytilinidiaceae. Gene Ontology annotation, biological process: Rho protein signal transduction.